UUUCCCCUGGGCCCUCAGUUGAAGUUUGCAGCAGCUCGCUCGGGUGGGUCACGUGUCUCCUCAAUGCCGUGGCCGCGCCGAGCGCCUCCUCAAUGCAGUCUGCGAUGGUGACGCUUUGAGAGGCGAGAGCGGGAGCGCACAAGGACUCUGCACUAGAGGCAAGUUAUGGCCCGUUCAUCCUUGGACUAUAACGCGCCUUUCGCUGCUCUUUCUCCGUGCCACAAGUCCUCACCGCGCAUCUUCCCGUUUGAUUGCUGACGGCUGAAGACUAUUCAGGACGUGCGGCUCAAACGCACAAGUUUGUUUGGGUUUUUUUAAAUUUUCUUUUUUUUUUUACAGUUAAAACUAAAGGAUAAAUUUGACUGAUGCAACAGGCCUGUCAAGUGCGGAUAUCAGCUCAGUGAUACACGGUGUGAAGACCAACAUUUUGUUGCAUAAUUUUGGGAGAAUGAGAAGUUGGUCUUGAUCUCUACUUCUUUCAGGCUCAAUCCACAAACAGUAACCUGGAGACAACGAUGAACCUUUUCAGGAAAGACGCCAUGAGCUCCAAGAAGGAGAAAGUGGUCCAGUAUGAUGACCCUCCGGAUGGUGGCUGGGGAUGGCUGGUUGUGCUGCACUGUUUCCUGGUGAAUGUCCUUGUUAUGGGCACACUGAAGAGCUUUGGCAUUUUCUUUGUGGCUUUCCAAGAUGAGUUUGGGGGCUCAGCAGAGAGCAUCAGUUGGAUUGGUUCCAUCAUGUCCAGCCUUCGACUCUCUGGAGCACCCAUUGCAUCAGUGGCCUGUGCCAAAGUGGGCACCAGAGUGACCUCCAUCACUGGAGCGCUGCUGGUCAGUGGGGGUUUCCUUUUGAGUAUCUUUGCCAACAGCGUUGUGUACCUCUACUUGAGCAUGGGAGUUGUAGUUGGAAUGGGCUUUGCACUUCUGUACCAGUCCUUCUCAGUCGUCACGGCGAUGUACUUUAAGAAACGUUUGGCGACUGCAUACGCUAUAGGCCGAUCUGGGAUGGGACUGACAUUUGCUCUGGCUCCUUUCACACAGCUGCUUUUGGACCAGUAUGCUUGGCAAGGGGCACUGCUGAUUCUCGGUGGUCUAAUGCUGAACCUGGUGGCCACUGGGAUGUUACUGAGACCCAUAAAAGUGAAGUCAGCAGCCCCCAACACCUCAGUCCAAAAGAGCCCAGCCCUAUCCCUUCGGAGCGCCUCACAGAAGGACUGCUCUAAAACCUGUGUGAACGGAUCUUUGUCCAAUGGGGUGUCCUCAAAUGGGGUGUCCUCAAAUGGGAUCUCCCCAAACGGGAUCUCUGCCAACGGAAACACCAAGUGCCCCCCACCUUCCCCCUGCCCCACCAUAGACUAUUAUCAGAAACAAGGCUCUCAUGACCCGGCAAACCCUGAGAUGAACCCACUGGUCCUAAAUGGAUUGAAUGGACUUGAGCCCCACCAGGAAAAGUGCUCUCCUCCGGACACCUCUGAACUCAACAACAGCCUGAACGGAUCCACAAUAGUGGGAUUGCCUUCCCAUGCCAGUACACCCACAGAGGUGACCAUCAAAGAGACCAAAGUACUGGAUUGGUCACUGCUUAAAGACCCUUUCUUUUGCAUCUACACCUGGUCCUUAGUCUUCAGUCAGCUGGCCUAUUUCAUACCAUAUUUCCACUUAUCGGCUCGCGCCAGGAACUUGGGCAUCGACGCCAUGGACGCUUCCUUCAUCAUCUCUGUUGCAGGUAUUACAGAGACAAUUGCUCAGCUGGCCUCGGGCUGGGUCACUGAUAGAAACCUUUUCCACAAGUACCAUUACCACAAAGCCUACCUGAUCCUGUGUGGGCUCGUCAACCUGCUGUCACCCCUAGCAACCUCCUACAUCCUGCUCAUGGUGUAUGCCAUCUUCUUUGCCAUCUUCUGUGGGGGAUACAUGGCACUGCUGCUGCCCGUCCUGGUGGACCUGGUGGGAGCGGACAAACUCAAUAACUCCAUGGGUUUCUCUAUGUUCUUUGUGGGACUGGGCUGCCUCACAGGGCCUCCUUUAGCUGGCUUCCUGUAUGAUUACACACAGACCUACGACUGCUCCUUCUACCUGGCCGGGCUGUGCUACUUGCUCUCUUCUCUGUCCCUCUUCAUGGAGCCCCUCGCCCAGCGCUGGAAGGCCCGCAAGAGACGAGUCCAGUCUCCCAAAGCUGAGAGCAGCAGCUGCAGGACCAACGGCUGCUUCACCCCCGACCGGGCACACAAUGGGGCCGUGUAGACCUCCGAAAACCAGGGAAUGCCUUUUAUAUGAAACCAGCUCAGACUCUAUUUGGACUGGAGACUUGAGACUUGAAUGUGGCCCCGGUGUAGGGUCAGAACUGGAGAACAUCCUUCAGUCAUACACAGUCUUAACAGAAACAAGAAGCUGGCUGCAUGAUUGUUAUGAAUACAUGUAUGGGGCAAUAAGUAUCCUGAUUGAACUCUUGAAGCCAAACCUUUUGCGAGAAUCUCUUUGGAAAACACGUAUUUAGAUCAUUAUAAAUAUAUUAUAGAUCUAUCUUCAAAGGCACAUGCUGCAAAAGUACAUUUUACAUCAGCACAAUGUAACUAAGCUGCAAGUUUAUAUACAGUAAUAGUAAUAACGCACAUAGUAUUGCUGAUAACUAGUAGCUAUGCAUACAUAUAACCUAAGAUAGCACAUGUUUUUAACCUCUUCACUAAGAAAGCCUGUGCUUAUAAAUAUGCACUUUGAGCCAACUUUUAUAAUGCUGCAUGCUCCCUCACUCUGCUAGUAGUGAAGACAAUGAAAGUGGUAAUCAGCAAAAAGCCAAAAAGUUGCCUCACAUUUGAAACAUAUGAACAAGCAUUUUCUAAACUUCAGCUGGAAACCUCAAUGUUGAUAGUGGUUUGAGAAGAUUAACUUGUUAGUUGCUACACACAACUGUUUUGGCAUUUUUGCCCAUGGCGUUUUUAUGAGGCUUGUUUUAGCCAAUGGCCAACAACCAUUUUUUUCUUUCUUUACAAUGUUUGCUUUGGUGAAUCUGACCAAGUUUUAUUGAGUAGCUGAAUUAUGUGAACGAUAUUCUUUACGGUGCUCUGACUGGACUUUGUGGUGAAUCGUUGCACAGCCUCCUCAGUGCCUGCAGGCAGCCAACUAUUGGCUAUGCAACUCAUGUUGUUGUGUAAUACUUAAGACUCUUAUUGUUUGUCAAAUCAAUAUUAUGUUUGUUUGUCACCACUAUUUGCCUUAAGAUACUGGAGUGUAUCUUUUUGUAUACUGUGAUGCCAGCCAAAGACACAUUAUGUUCACCUUAAUCGAUUUGAUCAAAUAGUGAUUUUAAGGUGUCAAAUUUGUGACACAAAGCCAUUCGCCAUGACCUGGAGGAUUUAGACAAGUCUAGCAUAAGGUGAAGCACUUUGCUGCAGCGCCCUCUUGUGGCCUUAAAAGGUUUGUUCACAAAGAAUUCUGUUCCAAUUAGCAUCAAAUUAGUUCCCUUCAGCUCACUUUCACAAUACUGAGCAGGGUUCUUUGUUUUGUGUCAAUGAGAGCCAUGGACAAAAGCCCAUUGGGUCAGGAGUUCAUCUGUUUAUUCAAUACACUGAAUAUUUUAUACCAGAGCACAUCUAUGAAACUUAUGAGGCUUUGAAGUAGUCUUGGUUUGGGGUUUUCCUUAGAUAUUUGGUUAAAGAAAUACUUCAAUGGAAAAUGGGCUCUUGUUUAUAAUGGAUCACUCAAAUAUUUCUGCUGCUAAAGUUGCAUUUGGUUUGAGCAAUAUUUUUGUUACCACUUUGAAUAUGUUCAAGUUCAGAGAUUAAGCACUCCUGGUCCCUUAGAGUUCAAAUAUUUAUCAAAAUG
This is a messenger RNA of Periophthalmus magnuspinnatus, 3818 nucleotides long. RefSeq names its product solute carrier family 16 member 4 (gene slc16a4). Gene Ontology annotation, molecular function: monocarboxylic acid transmembrane transporter activity. The record is from RefSeq and is a predicted model, not a curated record. The coding region runs from base 516 to 2240 and encodes 574 amino acids. Lineage: Eukaryota; Metazoa; Chordata; Actinopteri; Gobiiformes; Gobiidae. The transcript is spliced from 11 exons. Gene Ontology annotation, biological process: monocarboxylic acid transport; transmembrane transport.